Neltuma alba is the source of this 2190-nucleotide messenger RNA. Its product is annotated as serine/threonine-protein phosphatase 2A 65 kDa regulatory subunit A beta isoform-like. NCBI's taxonomy places the organism in Eukaryota, Viridiplantae, Streptophyta, Magnoliopsida, Fabales, Fabaceae. Gene Ontology annotation, molecular function: protein binding; protein phosphatase regulator activity. The record is from RefSeq and is a predicted model, not a curated record. Gene Ontology annotation, cellular component: nucleus; cytoplasm; cytosol. The transcript has 14 exons. Gene Ontology annotation, biological process: protein dephosphorylation. The coding region runs from base 228 to 1991 and encodes 587 amino acids.
CCGGUCGAGUUUGGACGAGGCGAAGCAGUUGCCUUGGAGAAUGAGACAGAAAUCCUGAGCAGUGGAUAUCCCUACAAAACCUCUAUACAAUCGACAAAUCCCCUGGCAUUUCAAUUUUCACCAUCGUCGGUUGUUAGAUUCAGUUUUGCAAAGGAGCUUUGUACGUUUCAGCUUCUCCAUUUUCUUGCUUUUCCACGUCCCGUAGUUUGAGGAUCUCGUGAGACAACAUGGCUUCCGUAAAUGAACCUCUAUACCCAAUAGCUGUUUUGAUUGAUGAAUUGAAGAACGAUGAUAUUCAAAUUAGACUGAAUUCGAUUCGCAAACUAUCCACAAUUGCACGCGCACUUGGGGAAGAAAGGACAAGGACGGAGUUGAUUCCAUUUCUCGGUGAGAACAAUGAUGAUGAUGAUGAGGUGCUUCUUGCGGUGGCAGAGGAAUUAGGCGCGUUUAUUCCAUAUGUUGGUGGCAUAGAGCACGCGGACGUGCUGCUCCCUCCAUUAGAAACGCUCUGCACCGUUGAGGAAACUUGUGUGAGGGAGAAAGCAGUGGAGUCACUAGGUAAAAUUGGAGCUCAAAUGAGAGAGAAAGAAAUGCUUGAAUACUUUAUCCCUCUUGUCAAGAGACUGGCUGCUGGUGAGUGGUUUACAGCUCGAGUUUCAUCAUGCAGCUUGUUGCAUAUUGCUUUCCCUCAUGCCCCAGAGACUAUAAAAACCGAACUGAGAACUUUAUAUGGUCAGCUGUGCCAAGAUGAUAUGCCUAUGGUUAGAAGAGCUGCUGCAACAAACCUGGGAAACUUUGCUGCUACUGUUGAAGCUGCUUACCUGAAAACCAAUAUCAUGUCCAUAUUUGAGGGCCUUGCACAUGAUGAUCAAGAUUCAGUUCGGCUACUUUCUGUUGAGGGUUGUGUAGCUCUUGGGAAAUUGUUGGAGCCUCAAGAUUGUGUGGCGCAUAUUCUUCCAGUUAUAGCCAAAUUCUCACAGGACAAGUCAUGGCGUGUACGCUACGUGGUUGCAGAUCACUUAUAUGAGCUAUGUGAAGUUGUUGGUCCUGAGUCCACCAGGUCAGACUUGGUUCCUGCAUAUGUUUGGCUACUGCAUGACAAUGAAGCUGAAGUACGCAUUGCUGCUGCUGGAAACGUGACCAAAUUUUGCCAAUUAUUAAAUCCUGAACUUGCUAUUCAGCAUAUUGUACCAUGUUUAAAGGAUUUAUCCACAGACUCAUCUCAGUAUGUUCGCUCUGCAUUGGCUUCAGUUGUAAUGGGAAUGGCACCACUUUUAGGGAAGGAGGUGACAAUUGAGCAGCUCCUCCCUAUUUUUCUUUCUCUUUUGAAAGAUGAAUGUCCUGAUGUCAGGCUGAACAUCAUCAGCAAGCUUGGCCAAGUUAAUCAGGUAAUUGGUAUUGACGUGUUAUCCCAGUCUCUAUUACCAGCUGUUGUUGAGCUUGCUGAAGAUCGACACUGGAGGGUUCGACUUGCCAUCAUAGAACAUAUACCUUUAUUGGCAAGUCAGUUGGGUGUAGGGUUUUUUUAUGACAAACUUGGACCCCUUUGCGUGCAAUGGCUUAAGGACAAGGUAUACUCUAUUCGAGAUGCAGCUGCUAAUAAUGUGAAACGCUUGGCAGAAGAAUUUGGACCAGAAUGGGCAAUGCAGCACAUUAUUCCUCAGGUUCUGGACAUGAUUAAUGAUCCACACUAUCUGAAUCGGAUGACCGUUUUGCAAGCAAUUUCUCUGCUAGGUCCUGUUUUGGGCUCUGAGAUUACCUGUUCUAAACUGCUCCCUCUGGUCAUCACUGCAUCAAAAGAUAGGGUUCCCAAUAUCAAGUUCAAUGUUGCAAAAGUGUUGCAGUCUUUUGCUCCAGUUGUUGAUCAUACUGUUCUUGAGCAGACUAUACGUCCCUGUUUGGUUGACCUCAGCGAGGAUCCAGAUGUUGAUGUUAGGUUCUUUGCCUCCCAAGCUCUUCAAUGUAGCAAUGAAAUCAUGGUAUCCAGUUAGAUCAAUCUGCAUAUUGUCAUAAUUUUUCCUCCCUCAUGUUUUUUCAAGUUUCUUAUGUAACUGGAAUCAAGUCAACUUGAAAAUUAUCACAUUGAUAUUUGUUCUGGGUUGAAAUGCGAUUAUACUAAUUGCUAUAUUGUUCAAACAUCACAGAAUGUAGAACUGAUGAGAAAUUUUUUGUAGAAUUUGUUUAAGCACA